AUGGCCCUUGAAGCCGUCUCGUCUUCGCUGCCUGUUCUCGCUCUCCUAAACGAUAUCGUCUUCCCAGCGAGUCAAGUAACUAUUUCCGUGCCCCGAAGCUUUGCAUCCUACCUCUCGAGGAUUGUCAAGAACGAAGACGGUCAACCGCCCUUGGUCGCAGCGUCUCCAGCGCUCAACUCGGGCCCUAAUCUUCAGUAUCAAGACGUUCAACUCUCAGAAUGGGCAUGUGCUGCUAGAAUUGUUCGUUUCGUGAGACCUACCCCUCUCUCGCCCAACAGUUGUAUCGUCACUCUCGCUGGUGUAGCACGUGUUCAGCUAGAGAAGCCACUUCCAUCCCCGUCGAGGUUGCACACACUCCCGCUGCACGUAGUCCAUUACCCGGCACCUUCUACCGGCAAAAGUAUCUCCGAACCGGCAGCGGAAACUUUCAGAAGUGCUGCGAGUCGCCUUGUUGAUCAGCUAGAUGCAGAGUCCAGGGCCAGACGCGGGAGAGCUGGGACGGUUGAGUGGAAACGCCUAAAGGCAAUAAUUGAGGAUUCGGAAGCAGAAAAGACGCCUUGGGUCGCAGAUAUUCUGAUGGCGGUCAUCACAACUAUACCAUGGCAAGACCGCAUUCAAAUGCUCUCCACUCUGUCACCGUCCGACAGACUUAAGCUCGCAACAUCCCUACUGUCGAAGCAAGCCUCUAUCGCAGAGGUCUCUCACAAGAUCAGUUCGGCCGUUGAUGAGAACCUCACGAAGCAGCAAAAGGAGUAUUAUCUGCGUCAGCAGCUCCAAGCUAUACAGAGGGAACUCGCGGAACUGAACCGACCUGGAGCAAAGUCGAAAACCGGCGCUGUUGGCUCUUCAAAAUCGGAGAACGACUCGACGUCCGCAGAGUUUGAUGAAGAAGGAGAUGAAACUGAAUAUUUUGCCGACUUGCGGUCCAAGAUUGAAAAGAUGGCUGUUGGCAGUGAGGAACGCAAGAUGGGAGUUAAGGAAUACCGGAGACUCAAGCGGAUCCCAGCUGGUUCCGUAGAACAAGGAGUGAUCAGGACAUACCUCGAAUGGUUGACGUCUUUACCGUGGCCAGAGUCGGAGAAUGACAAGGAGACUCAGUCUCUCGCUGUUCUUCAAGACCCAAAAUUCCUUGCCAAGGCUCGUGAACAACUCGACUCUGAUCAUUUUGGAUUGGAUACCAUCAAACGACGCUUGAUCGAGUAUCUGGCCGUCCUCAGGUUGAAAGCCUUGAAGCAAGCAGAAGAAGCCAACAGAGCGUCCGAGUCAACCAUAGUGGCGUCUGGCGAGGCGCCUCGGACCAGUGCGACCGACCCACAACCUAAAGAGACUGUUGUGAAGAAGCAUCCGGUGAUCAGAACCAAGGGCCCAAUCCUUUUGUUAGUCGGUCCACCUGGUUCAGGCAAAACCUCUGUCGCAUCUUCGCUUGCGAAGGCCCUGAAUCGACCGUUUCAUCGCAUCUCGCUUGGAGGGGUACGCGAUGAAGCGGAGAUACGUGGCCAUAGACGAACAUACGUCGCUAGUGGGCCGGGCACUAUCGUGACGGCAAUGUCAAAAGUCCAGCGACCCGAUCCAGUCAUACUCUUAGAUGAGAUUGAUAAAGUUGGCCAUGCUUCUCACCAGGGGGACCCUGCGUCUGCUUUGCUAGAGGUUCUUGAUCCGGAGCAGAAUGUUUCGUUCAAGGAUCAUUACAUUAAUGUUCCGCUGGACCUGAGCCAAGUCAUCUUCAUUGCGACGGCUAACAGCUUGGAGAGUAUCAGCGAGCCACUGCUGGAUCGUUGUGAGGUCAUUCGUCUCUCUGGGUAUACAUAUGACGAGAAGAUUCAAAUCGCUCGCAAGUUUUUGCUCCCAAAGCAAUUGGAAGCGAACGGUCUCAGUGCCGAUCGUCUUACCAUUACGGAGAAGGCUUAUGAGCAUAUUGCGUCGUACUACACUCGUGAAGCAGGUGUCCGCUCCUUAGAGCGAGCCAUUGGCAGCAUUGCUCGCUGGAAGGCGGUAGAAUGGUCCAACUUCUCCCAACAGAAUAGGGCUAAAGGAGAACGGGACUAUAACCCUGUUGUGGAUGUUGAUGAUCUCGAACCUAUUCUAGGCGUUCCACGGUGGGAUCCGCAAGAGCGGGAAAGAGAGGAAAGGAAGGGUCUUGUCUAUGGCCUCGUUGUUAGUGGGCAAGGAGAGGGAGCUGUGCUUCCUGUCGAAACCAUCAUGACCAGUGGGAGUGGUAAACUACGGCUGACAGGGUCGCUCGGAGAGGUCAUUCGCGAGAGCGGAGAGAUUGCACUUAGCUGGGUAAAAGCACAUGCAUAUACUCUAGGCAUCACCAACAGUGAAACCCAAGAUCUCAUGAAAGAGCCCCACCCGAUUGACAUUCACCUCCACUUGCCCAGCGGUGCUGUCAAGAAGGACGGGCCUUCUGCUGGCGUGGCACUUGUCUGUGCCUUUGUCUCCCUGCUUACGGGCCUCACAGUCUCAAAAUAUAUUGCUAUGACGGGUGAGACCACGCUCCGCGGUCGGGUCACAGCGGUCGGAGGUAUCAAGGAGAAGGUUCUCGGUGCGCACCGCGAGGGGAUCUGCAAGGUGAUCCUGCCCCGCUCAAAUCGAAAGGACGUCGAGCACGAUGUGCCUGCGGAAAUCAUGAGCAAGAUGGAGUUUGUCUACGUCUCACGAGUCGAAGAAGCGUUGGAGGCUGCGUUUGGGCCUGGCGUGCUCAAUUCCGGCCACCGGCUUGCCGGACAAGUGGAAAGUAGACUGUGA
Messenger RNA from Serendipita indica DSM 11827, 2748 nucleotides. NCBI's taxonomy places the organism in Eukaryota, Fungi, Basidiomycota, Agaricomycetes, Sebacinales, Serendipitaceae. The record is from the annotation of a GenBank genome assembly.